AUUAUAACUGUAAUUUGUGACAAUGUAAAAUUAAUUUAAAUUACUAAAUACUAUUUACUAUAAUCAAUUAGUUUAUUGUUAAUCGUUAUGUAUGUAAAUUAAUCAUUAACUUAAUCGUUAUUCUGAUUAGAAAUUCAAUUAACCUUAACCAAUAUGGCUGAUCCAUCAAUUCAAACAUUUUGUUGCCGUAGAGCACUUGAUUAUCAUCCGUCUUAUAAACUUAUGAAUGAAUUCAAUACAGACCGUUUUAAUAUGGUGUGUUUACUGUCAUCAAUAAUAGGAAUAACUGGUGCAGCAUACCAGAUAUUACCAAAAUUAGAACUAAAAGUUCCAAAUAGAUUUUAUUGCAAUAUCAUGCAGCGAGGAAAAUAUAUCAUAAUGUGGUUAGCAAUAGCAGAUGUCUGUGCGUCAUCGGGUAUACUUUUGAGAUCUUGCUUAAAAUUAAUGCAUCAUUUUCAAUGGUACGAUGGACAACCAUAUACAUUUUCUUGUAUAUUUUUAGCAGUUUGGAUACAGUACUUUUACAUUGUAACUUGGUUCUGGACUUUGUUGUACGCUAUAGACAUGUGGAGAGCAUAUCAAGAUAAACACUCGUGUAGAAAAUUAUAUCAUUUUGUUGCUUGGUCAAUUCCUGCCAUAUUUACAUUUAUUGGACUUUCUACUCUUUAUAGACCAAAUGCAAACUGUCAUAAUUUGAGCCCUAAGGACAAUGUUGUUAUGAAGUUCUUUCCAAAUUAUUUUUUUACAUUUUUGCCAGUCAUUGUUGUUAUGGUAGUCAAUCCAGUGUUAUAUUCUUUAUCCACUGGAUACAUAUACCACAUAAUAACUUCUUACAUGGCACAAUAUUCAACAAAUGAACGGAAAAUGUUGGACUUAUUUAAACAGAGAUUUGCAUUAAUUAAUCUAGGAUUUUAUUUGUGUUGGUCACCCAAUUUAAUCAAUGCAGUAAUAGUCUGGACAUCUUGGGAUAAUUUACCAAGUGGAGUGAUGCUAACACUUUGGUAUCUAAUGGCUAUUUUGAAUCCUAUGCAAGCAUUUUUCAACAGUUUCCUCUAUAACUUACUUGAACAUACUGAGCAAAUCUGUUGUAGAUGUUUUAGCACCCAAAAUAGAGUUCAAGAAAUAGUAGAAUGUAGACCUUUAUUAAUAGCUAAUGUGAAAGGUUCAGCAAAUUCAAAUGGUUAUGAAAUAAUUGAAUAAUUGAAUAUAAAAAUUAAUAACUAAACCCAAACAAAUAUUUAUUAAAAAUGUUCAAGACAUAUUUUGUAUUUAUAAUUUUUGUAUGUAUUAUCUUUUUUUAUUUUACCUUAAAGGUAUAUCAAUAAUUUAUAGCUGUGAACAAAA
This is a messenger RNA of Aphis gossypii (cotton aphid), 1344 nucleotides long. Its product is annotated as G-protein coupled receptor 143-like. The record is from RefSeq and is a predicted model, not a curated record. Lineage: Eukaryota; Metazoa; Arthropoda; Insecta; Hemiptera; Aphididae. Bases 154 to 1200 code for a protein of 348 amino acids. Gene Ontology annotation, biological process: G protein-coupled receptor signaling pathway; regulation of calcium-mediated signaling; melanosome organization. The transcript has 7 exons. Gene Ontology annotation, cellular component: melanosome membrane; plasma membrane. Gene Ontology annotation, molecular function: L-tyrosine binding; dopamine binding; L-DOPA receptor activity.